AUGCCAGACUAUCUUGGAGAUGAUCAACGCAAACAGAAGAAGGAUCCCACUAAAGAGGAGGAGGAGAAGACUUUUCAAGGUAAUUUUUGUCUUUUUUUCUCUGGUUUUAGGGUCUAUCUUCUAAAAUAAGCUAAAAAUUAGCCGUAAAUGUAAUCAACAGCUUAAUGAAUGUGUUGCAGCGCUCGAUGAGGGAGAUAUUGCCAUUCUGAAGCGAUAUGGACAAGGACCGUAUGCGGAGCAAUUGAAAAAUCUCGAAAAUGACAUUGAAAGUUGUCUGAAGCGGGUCAACGAACUUUGCGGUGUGAAGGAGAGUGAUACGGGUUUGGCUCCCCCCGCUUUGUGGGAUAUUGCCGCCGACAAGCAGGCUAUGCAACAGGAGCAGCCUUUGCAAGUGGCUCGUUGUACGAAGAUCAUCACGGGCGAGGGACAUGAUCCGAGGUAUCUGAUCAAUGUAAAGCAAUUUGCCAAGUUCGUUGUGGAUUUGGCCGACACCGUCGCACCCACCGACAUUGAGGAGGGCAUGAGAGUUGGUGUGGACAGGAAUAAGUAUCAGGUAAGUGCGAUUUUACUUGUCUUUUUGGUGGUUUAUGUUAUUUUAGAUAUCAAAAUUAGAAAAAUGUUUGGAUUUGGUAAAUUAAGGGUUGAAUGUCGCCAAUUUUUGUCUUAUUUGACGAAUUAUAGAUCCAUCUUCCUCUGCCAACCAAAAUCGAUCCCACUGUCACGAUGAUGCAGGUCGAGGAGAAGCCGGAUGUCACUUAUGCCGAUAUUGGUGGAUGUAAAGAGCAGAUUGAGAAGCUCAGAGAGGUUGUUGAGACUCCGCUGUUGCAUGUAAGUCUUUUAUAUUUGUUUUUCCAAUUUUAGAAAGCAAAAAGACGUCUUUCAUGAGAUCAAAUUGGAUUGAAAUUUCGAUUCUGACCAAGCAACCUAGUACAAUAUUAGAUAUUCCCAUUUUAACCCGAUUCUUUUAGCCCGAGCGCUUCGUCAACCUGGGAAUUGAGCCUCCGAAGGGUGUGUUGCUCUAUGGUCCUCCUGGUACCGGUAAAACUCUCUGCGCCAGAGCCGUCGCCAACCGAACCGACGCCUGUUUCAUCCGUGUGAUUGGCUCGGAAUUGGUCCAAAAAUACGUGGGAGAAGGUGCACGAAUGGUGCGAGAGCUCUUUGAAAUGGCCAGAACAAAGAAGGCAUGCCUCAUUUUCUUCGACGAAAUUGAUGCGGUUGGAGGCGCGAGAUUCGACGAUGGAAUGGGCGGAGACAACGAAGUGCAGAGGACUAUGUUGGAGUUGAUCAACCAGUUGGAUGGGUUCGAUCCCCGAGGAAAUAUCAAAGUCUUGAUGGCCACAAACAGACCCGAUACGCUGGAUCCGGCGCUUGUCCGACCGGGCCGUCUCGACCGCAAAAUCGAGUUCGCUUUACCAGACUUGGAGGGUCGCGCCCACAUCUUCAAAAUCCACGCCAAACAGAUGAGCGUCGAACGCGAUAUUCGAUACGAUCUCCUCGCCAGACUGUGUCCAAACUCCACCGGAGCCGAAAUACGUUCGGUCUGCACCGAAGCCGGCAUGUUCGCCAUCCGCGCGCGCAGAAAAAUGGCCACCGAAAAGGACUUCCUCGAAGCCAUCAACAAAGUCAUCAAGGUCUAUGCGAAAUUCUCCGCCACCCCCAGAUACCUAACCCACAACUAA
Messenger RNA from Bursaphelenchus xylophilus (pine wood nematode), 1679 nucleotides. The record is from the annotation of a GenBank genome assembly. NCBI's taxonomy places the organism in Eukaryota, Metazoa, Nematoda, Chromadorea, Rhabditida, Aphelenchoididae.